Messenger RNA from Oppiella nova, 738 nucleotides. NCBI's taxonomy places the organism in Eukaryota, Metazoa, Arthropoda, Arachnida, Sarcoptiformes, Oppiidae. The record is from the annotation of a GenBank genome assembly.
CAUCACUCGUCCCGUCAGAGCGCUCAGGGAUUCUGUGUUUUCGCCGACAUAUCGCUUAUUAUGCAGUAUUUGUGGCAACAUUUGGACGAUAGCCUCAAGUUUAUGAUCAUUGACCUGGAUGCUCACCAAGGCAAUGGCUAUGAAAAGGAUUUAUUUAUAUUCACACAAAAUCAGAGACAAAAUGUUUACGUAUUAGACGUCUAUAACAAAGACAUUUAUCCGAGGGAUGAGUUUGCCAAGGCUUUCAUCAAUAGAGGUGUGGAACUCCUAUCCAACACGAGUGAUGAGGAAUACCUAAAACUAUUAAAUAAAAAUAUAGAGAAAGCGUUUCAAGAGUUUACCCCAAAUCUGGUUAUAUAUAACGCGGGAACAGAUAUACUAAGCGGUGACCCAUUGGGUGGACUCAACAUAUCCAGGGAUGGGGUAUUGGAAAGGGAUGUCAUUGUCUUUCAAAUGGCUAAAGACAACGACAUACCAAUUGUUAUGUUGACCAGCGGUGGAUAUCAGUUGUCAAACGCCCGGAUAAUCGCCGAUUCAAUCAUUAAUUUAAUGGACAAACAGAUAAUCAAUUCAGUGGUGGAACGGAAGGACAGUUAUAGACAGACAAUCGGGUGCAUUGGGGUGUAUAUGUCAGCCCAAAGGGGUUUACAAAUAACUGGGGGACAGAUCUUAAGCGCUUACGCCAGUCGUAGCUCAUAUCGGGACGCCAGGCUAGUGGUCACUACUGCUGGUCAGUGA